AUGGAUAGCGAAGGUCUGACGGCUGUCAAGCACGCUGAUGACGUACUCCUGGCGAAGCUUGGGUAUCGAAGCGUCUUCAAGCGGGAGUUUUCUUUGGUGGAGACGAUCGCGUUCGCGUUCUCGAUUAUGGGCGUCGUCGCCUCGGUGUCGUCAACGAUGUCCUUCCCACUUGUGUCCGGGGGGCACGUCGGGAUGAUUUUUGGAUGGCUGAUCCCAUGCCUAUUCGUUAUGACGAUAGCCGCGUCCUUAGCUGAGCUCACGUCUGCCAUGCCGACGAGUGCAGGGCUGUAUUAUUUCUCAGCCAAGCUCGCCCCACCCCAGUGGGCGCCGUUGGCGAGCUGGAUCACGGGUUGGGCGAACGUGACUGGCCAGGUCACUUUAGUCUGCUUCAUUGACUUCACGUGCGCCCAAAUGAUCACGACAGCGCUAAGCGUGGGCUCUGACGGCAAGAUCAACCUAGGAGCUGGUCCUACUUUCGGUAUCUUGCUUGCAAUUCUGUUUACCCAUGGGAUUGUCUGUUCGGCGGCAACAGCGGUUAUAGCUCGCUUGAACAUCUUUUAUGUCAUAAUCAACAUUGGAACCACCAUUGCGGCCAUAAUCGUUUUGCUUGUGUGCAGUGGCGAUCAGAGGGUGUCAACAGAGACUGCGUUCACGAUGUUUGAGAACAACACUGGAUGGACAAAUAGCGGUUGGGCAUUCUUGCUUGCCUUCACAUCACCGAUGUGGACAUUGACCGGCUAUGACUCUGCGGCCCACAUCUCCGAAGAGACAGCAGGCGCAGCCCGCGCGGCCCCCAUUGCGAUUCUUGUCGGCGUCGGUGCAACAGCUUCGCUCGGCUGGCUCCUUUUCAUUGCGGCAUCCUUUGCAGCUGCUUCCGUCCCUCAACUCCUGGAUACGGCUCUUCCACUUCCCAUGGGGCAACUCUUCCUCGAUGUCCUUGGCAAGCGUGGCAUGCUCGCGAUAUGGAGUCUGAUCAUUGUCGUCCAGUACGUCACGGGGGCCGCGCAAGGGGUCGACGCUUCGCGAGUCGUUUUUGCGUUCGCGAGGGAUAAUGCGCUGCCCGGAUCAAGGUGGUGGAAGAAGAUCCAUCCAUACACUUCUACACCGGUCAAUGCGGUCUGGCUUGUGAUGGUGCUUGCAGGACUCUGUGGGUUGCUCGGCUUUUCGGAGACUGCGCUGUCAUCUUUGGCAGGAUCAUCGGUCAUCGGACUCUAUGUUUCCUAUGUGACCCCGAUCUUUCUGCGUAUCACCUCUGGUCGCGAUAAGCUACACAGGGGACCAUUCUCACUGGGGAGAUGGUACAUGCCCAUAGGGAUCAUUGCUGUGCUGUGGGUUUGCUUCAUAACCGUUCUUUUAAUGUUUCCGCCCGAGGCCCAUCCCACUGCGCAAACAAUGAACUAUGCUGUCGUUAUCAUCAUGGCCGUAGUCAUCUUUGCAAGUCUGUGGUGGAUCGUCUCCGCGCGGAAGUGGUUCAAGGGGCCUGUUCGGACAGUUGAGGGGACGCGAACCCCAGAUUUGUACGACAAGACAGGCGUACGGGUUGACGAAAAGGAAAUUUCCUCUCAUGAACCUUGAUUGUCCGCUAUGGCGAGUAAUUUGUUUUGGAAAUGCA
Molecule: messenger RNA, 1612 nt
Organism: Dichomitus squalens LYAD-421 SS1
Lineage: Eukaryota; Fungi; Basidiomycota; Agaricomycetes; Polyporales; Polyporaceae
Product: amino acid transporter
Exons: 10
Coding region: 1-1575 (524 amino acids)
Biological process (GO): transmembrane transport
Cellular component (GO): membrane
Molecular function (GO): transmembrane transporter activity
Source: RefSeq, a predicted model, not a curated record